UACUUACUACGUUACUAGAUGGCAUAUCACUGUGUUUAUCCCUAUGCCCAAUCGGCAUUGAUAUUUUCUCGUUUUAAAGAUGUCAAACAAUUGUAGAAGAGAUAAUUUGUAGAGAGAGAAAUAAGUUCUCGAUUCUGUCCCGACUCCUAUAAAUAACAAUAAACGACAACGAUUCCCUUCAUUCACUCUCAAUUCCAAUUUUGUACGGUUUUCCUUUUUGUUUCUCAUUCAAUUCCAUUGAAACAACAAUGGAUACUUACUCGCUUCACUUGGCUAUGGCGGCGCUAGUCGGAGCAUCUUUUGUGGCGGUUUCUGCCUACUAUAUGCACCGCAAAACUCUCUCACAAUUUCUGGAGUUUGCCAAGUCUUUGGAGAAGGAAGAACAAGGUGAAGAUGAUGAACAACAUGUUUCGAAGGAUCGUCAUCGUCGUAGGAAUAUUGGAGUUUGUCGUCGUGCUUCGGCGUCUUUGCCUGAUGUUACUGCGAUUUCUGGUGAGGUUGAUUGUGUUGAAAAGCGUAAUGGUUUUGUUCGUGUUACUGGUAUUCCUGAUGGCUUGCCCAGACUUCGUACCCUUACUGAAGGAAAAGGUGCUAGCCUUUCCCAUUCAGCUAGCAGAUCUCUUCUGAUGAGACCCACUUCUCCAAAGUCCCCUGUUGCCAGUGUCUUUGAAAGUGUAGAAGCAUCUGAUGAAGAAGAAGACUUCACAGAUAAUUCGAAGUUGGAUCCUACAUAUCUGGAUACUAAUGGAGAUGCUGACCCAGAAUUGAAAAACCAAUAUCAAGACAUACCCCAAAAUACUAAUAGUGGAGAUCAAAUUCCGAUAACUACUCCAAGCAUGAUUCGUUCUCACAGCGUGUCUGGUGACUUGCAUGGCGUUCAACCUGACCCAAUAGCUGCUGAUAUCCUGAGGAAAGAGCCAGAGCAUGAAACAUUUGUGCGGCUCAAAAUCUCUCCACGUGAGACACCAACACCUGAUGAAGUGGAAUCAUAUUUGGUUCUUCAAGAAUGCCUUGAGCUACGAGAGUGUUAUGUAUUCAGGGAAGCAAUUGCUCCAUGGGAAAAGGAAAUAAUAUCUGAUCCUAGUACGCCGAAGCCGAAUCCAAAUCCAUUCUAUUAUACUCCUGAGAAAAGAAGUAAUCACUAUUUCCAAAUGGAGGAUGGAGUUGUGCAAGUAUAUCCAAGCAAAGACUCAAAGGAGAAGUUGUUCCCAGUUGCUGAUGCAACAACCUUUUUCACUGAUUUGCAUCACAUUCUCCGAGUCAUAGCAGCUGGCAACAUUCGAACCUUAUGCCAUCAUCGACUUGUUCUACUUGAACAAAAAUUCAAUCUUCAUUUGAUGCUAAACGCGGAUAGGGAAUUUCUUGCCCAAAAGAGUGCACCACAUCGUGAUUUCUAUAAUGUUAGGAAAGUUGACACACAUGUUCAUCAUUCAGCAUGCAUGAACCAAAAGCAUCUUUUGAGAUUUAUUAAGUCAAAGUUGAGGAAGGAACCUGAUGAGGUGGUGAUAUUUCGUGAUGGGACCUAUUUGACUCUUAAAGAGGUUUUUGAGAGCUUGGAUUUGACCGGGUAUGACCUUAACGUUGACCUUUUGGAUGUUCAUGCUGACAAGAGUACAUUCCAUCGUUUUGACAAGUUCAAUCUCAAAUACAAUCCGUGUGGUCAGAGUAGGCUAAGGGAGAUUUUCCUAAAACAAGAAAAUCUUAUUCAAGGACGUUUUCUUGGGGAGUUGACCAAGCAAGUUUUCAGUGACCUUGCUUCCAGUAAAUAUCAGAUGGCAGAAUACAGGGUAUCCAUUUAUGGUAGAAAGCAAAGUGAGUGGGACCAAUUGGCCAGUUGGGUUGUUAAUAAUGAUUUGUACAGUGAAAAUGUUGUUUGGUUGAUUCAGAUUCCAAGAUUGUACAAUGUAUACAAGGGAAUGGGGAUAGUGACAUCAUUUCAGAACAUGCUUGACAACAUUUUCCUUCCUUUGUUUGAGGUUACUGUUGAUCCAGAUUCACAUCCUCAUUUGCACCUAUUCUUGAAGCAGGUUGUUGGGCUCGAUUUGGUGGAUGAUGAAAGUAAACCUGAACGACGUCCCACAAAACAUAUGCCUACACCAGAAAAGUGGACCAACAUCUUUAAUCCCGCCUUUUCAUACUAUGCUUAUUACUGUUAUGCUAACCUCUACACUUUAAACAAGCUGCGGGAGUCAAAGGGUAUGACGACUAUUAAAUUCCGUCCCCAUGCUGGAGAGGCUGGUGACAUUGACCAUCUGGCGGCAACAUUUCUCACUGCCCAUAAUAUUGCCCAUGGGAUAAAUUUAAGGAAAUCCCCUGUACUUCAGUACCUCUAUUAUUUAGCACAGAUUGGUCUGGCAAUGUCUCCUCUUAGCAACAAUUCUUUAUUCCUGGAUUACCAUCGCAAUCCUUUCCCCAUGUUCUUCUCACGUGGACUUAAUGUUUCGCUAUCAACUGAUGAUCCGUUACAAAUUCAUUUAACCAAGGAGCCAUUAGUGGAAGAAUAUAGCAUUGCUGCUUCGGUGUGGAAGCUUAGCUCUUGUGAUUUAUGUGAAAUUGCACGCAAUUCAGUCCUCCAAUCUGGAUUCUCUCAUGCUUUGAAGAGGCACUGGAUUGGUGAAAACUACUACAAAAGAGAUCCAGAUGGGAAUGACAUCCACAAGACAAAUGUACCUCAUAUACGAGUUGAAUUCCGUCACAUGAUAUGGAGGGAAGAGAUGCAGCAGGUGUAUCUGGGAAUAGCAAGUAUUCCUCUAGAAGUAGACAAGUGAUACCAGAACUUUUUAAGUAUUUAAUGGUCAGAGAUAACUACAAAUUGCUUUCACCGAGCUAUUUUCUGUUCUCAACAAUGGCAAGCGUCUCAUACGCAUUCUGUUCUGGCCUUCAGAUACCAGGUGCUGCGCGUUGUUGAAGCUACAGGAUACUCCUAUGCAUCCUAAUGUUGUGCAUUAGUGAUUAGAGGUGUGGAGUUGGGCUACACACCCCCUGUCAAAGGUUGCGGAAUUGCAAUUGUUUGAAAAUAUCAAAUUAUUUAAAUAGGUUAGAAUCAUAGUGAAUUCGAGUAAUUUAUAACGGUGCUUGUUAUAUAUAAAUAAGUAGCAGUAUUUUGGAAGAUAAAAGUGGAAAGUAUGUCCACAAAAUUUUGGCCUUAUGAAGCCCUUUUUUGCUCCCUCUAUUGAUAGAAAAUUUCGUUGCCUGCCGUUGUUUCAGCGACUUAUGGGGAUGCUGCUGAUUGUAUAUAUGAUGGGGUUUGAUUAGGUCUUAUUAUGUAAAAGUAAUUUAUAUUUGAAGAUGUUGAACAUCAUUCAAUCCAAGUUAAGAAAUAAAUGAAUUUCUUUGUGGGUGAA
Amaranthus tricolor (Joseph's coat) is the source of this 3344-nucleotide messenger RNA. Its product is annotated as AMP deaminase-like. The transcript has 20 exons. The record is from RefSeq and is a predicted model, not a curated record. NCBI's taxonomy places the organism in Eukaryota, Viridiplantae, Streptophyta, Magnoliopsida, Caryophyllales, Amaranthaceae. Gene Ontology annotation, molecular function: AMP deaminase activity. Gene Ontology annotation, cellular component: cytosol. Gene Ontology annotation, biological process: IMP salvage; AMP metabolic process. Bases 249 to 2768 code for a protein of 839 amino acids.